UCACUGACCCACUUACCACUCUAGACGCCUCACCCCGCUUCCAACAAGCCAACAACAACAUGACUACCCUCUCGCGCAAAACAUACGCUAUCGCAGGAAUCCAGACUACGGUUUUCGGCCUCGAUGAGCUCCCGCCCCAGGCCGCGGAGGUCGCGUGUCUCUGGCUGCUGCAUCCGCGGCUCGCCACGCUGGAACGCAUGACUGCCAUUGCGACGGCGGUUAUCGUCGACUGGAACAAGCGCAUCCAGGAGGGUCGAGCGGGGCCAGGCCCAUUGCCAAAGGGACUGAUUGCCGUGGCGUUUGACCAGAGGAAUCAUGGGACGAGAUUAAUCGACCCCGUGUGUAAUGAGUCCUGGAGGGAUGGGAACCCGCGCCAUGCCCAGGAUAUGUUUGCUAUUUUUCAGGGCACCGCUCGUGACGUCUCCCUCUUAAUAGACUACCUCCCCUCCUACAUCUUCCCCCAACCCAACCGCCGCGUUAGCGAGAACCUCGUGCUGGGGAUUUCCCUCGGCGGCCAUGCAGCCUGGAGCUGCAUUCUGCACGAGCCCCGCAUCACCACGGGAGUCGUGAUCAUCGGCUGCCCCGACUAUGUAAAUCUCAUGGCGGACCGGGCGCGCCUAUCCAAGCUCUCCACAUGGACCACCCCCGCGGGCGCGGGCGCGGGCGCGACGUUCCUCGGCUCGCAGGACUUCCCGGCCUCGCUCCUGGAGACCGUCGCGCGCUACGACCCCGCGAGUCUCUUCCUGAGCUACCUCGACCUGGGGGGGCCCGAGGCGCAACCCAUCCGCGCUACCGACGCGCUUCCCGAGCCCACGGAGGCCCAGAAGGCGGCGCUGCGUCCCUUGUUCGCGCGCUGUCUGGCGGGGAAGAAGAUCCUGAAUUUGUCGGGGGGGCUAGAUAAGCUGGUUCCGUACCAUAAGGGGGAAGCCUUCCUGGAGUGGCUGAAGCGCGCGGUUGCGCCGGGCGAGGGGUGGUUUGCGGAUUGCGCGGUUACGUUUGAGGAUAUCAUUGAUCGGGAUGCGGGACACGAGGUCACGCCGGAGAUGUUUGAUGAGGUAGUGCGGUUUAUUGGGGAUACGCUUGCGGUUGGGGAGGAGGGGAACAAGGCCUAUGUGAGGGAAUCGAAGAUUUAGAUUUAUCUUAGUAGAUGUAGACUCAUAUAUAUAUAUAUAUAUAUAUAUACACAUACAUACAUGUAAAUGUACGUAUACACAUAUACUCUGUAGGUAUAUAUGUAUCAUACAGCAGGAUAUAUACUACGGGAUGUGAUACCAAGACUAGGAACUAAAUCACCUACGCAGCAAAGAGGAAAAAGCAAAGAGGAAAAAGCAAAGAAAAAGAAAUCCCUCCUUUAUGGUAUUUUAUUUAAAUCA
Messenger RNA from Aspergillus ochraceoroseus IBT 24754, 1373 nucleotides. RefSeq lists its product as uncharacterized. The record is from RefSeq and is a predicted model, not a curated record. Bases 60 to 1133 code for a protein of 357 amino acids. The transcript is spliced from 2 exons. Lineage: Eukaryota; Fungi; Ascomycota; Eurotiomycetes; Eurotiales; Aspergillaceae.